Messenger RNA from Sceloporus undulatus (fence lizard), 1682 nucleotides. Its product is annotated as G-protein coupled receptor 12-like. The record is from RefSeq and is a predicted model, not a curated record. Gene Ontology annotation, molecular function: G protein-coupled receptor activity. The transcript has a single exon. Gene Ontology annotation, cellular component: membrane. Gene Ontology annotation, biological process: G protein-coupled receptor signaling pathway. The coding region runs from base 114 to 1331 and encodes 405 amino acids. NCBI's taxonomy places the organism in Eukaryota, Metazoa, Chordata, Lepidosauria, Squamata, Phrynosomatidae.
AUCUAACUCGAACCCUAACUCUAAACCAAACCCAAAUUCUAAUCCUAACUCUAACCAUAACCCUAACUCUAACUCUAAUCUUUGCUUUUUGCCCCCUCUCUCUCCCGCAGGCCAUGGAAGAUCAGCUGCGGGAGCAGCAGCGCCACCUCCUGGUCCUCCUCAACGCCGCCUCUUCCUCUCGACCAUUUGCCACCCUCUGGCCCCCCGCCAACACUUCGGCCACCGCUGCCACCGGGAGCCCCUCGGACCUUUCCCCAGCUGCCACCGCCACUGCCGGAACCACGGUGGGAAGCGAGGAAGCGACAGGCGGCGGAAGUGGCAGCGGGAGUGGCGCGGGCAGUGGAAGUGGCGCAGGCAGUGGCGGGGGCAGUGGCAGUGGCGGAGGAGAGGUGGUGGCAGCGGCGGCGGCAGCAGCAGUAAAUCCGUGGGAUGUGGCCCUGUGUGCCACAGGGACGGCGAUGGCUUGUGAGAAUGCACUGGUUCUGGCCGUCCUCUUCUACACUCCCAGUCUGCGUGCACCUAUGUUCCUCCUCAUUGGCAGUCUGGCCUUGGCCGACUUGUUGGCUGGCGUGGGCCUAGUGGUCAACUUCAGUGUCCAGUACCUGGUGCAGCCACCCAGUGAGGCAGCUGCCCUCAGUGCUGCCGCCUUGCUCCUGACCGCCUUCUCAGCCUCAGCGGGCAGCCUCUUGGCCAUCACCAUUGACCGCUACCUGUCACUCUACAACGCCCUGACCUACCACUCUGAGCGCACCCGGACCUUCACUGCAGCCAGCCUCCUGGCCCUUUGGCUCCUCUGCUUGGCCCUUGGCCUCCUCCCACUCCUGGGAUGGAACUGCUUCCGACAGCCACCCGGCUUGGCUUGCAGUGUCCUGUGGCCUAUCACCAAAGAUAACGCCACCCUUCUGGCUGUCGCCUUCCUCCUCCUGUUUGCUCUCAUGCUCCAACUCUAUGCCCAGAUCUGCAAGAUCGCCUGCCGCCAUGCCCAGCAGAUUGCUGUCCAGCAUCAGUUCAUUGCCUCAGCCCCUUCUUCUUCCUCUCCAGGUCCCCAGGCUGCGCCUUCAGGCCGAAAAGGCCUGACCACCCUCUCACUGGUAUUAGGUACCUAUGCCCUUUGCUGGAUCCCCUUCGCCAUUUACGCCCUGGUGGCCGAUGCCACCUACCCCUCCGUCUACACCUACGCCUUGGCCCUCCCGGCCGCCUGCAACUCCCUCAUCAACCCAGUCAUCUAUGCCUUCAGGAAUGCGGACAUCCAGAAGUCCCUCUGGCUGGCCUGCUGUGGCUGCAUAUCCUUGGGCUUCGCCUCUCGGCCCCGGACGUCCAGCGAUGUAUGAAGAGGUGGCCUAAAGAUGGGUUUGGAGAGCUCUUCUUCCUCAUCACUUACCCAGCAGGAGGAACUGGAGAGGAAAGGAGAAAAAGGAGUGAUGGGAUGGGGGGGGGACGUUUGGGAGAGAGAAAGAGGCUGGGGCCUUCCUUGCAAAAGAAGUGGACACUCAUGGACACUUCAAAUAAGAGUUAUUUUCAUACACAGGAUGAAUUUAUUUUGGUAAAACAGGAGUAAGUUGGUUCACUUUGGCCUUCCACCUGAUGUCUGGUGACAGUGUUAGAUGCAAGCCUAAGCAGGUCUACUCUCAGUCUGAUUUCGACUCUCAUGCUGCAGGGUUACACCACUUUGAUCCCACUUG